AUGCAGCAGCGAAGCGUGUUUUCGUCGUGGUGGACUCGCACUUUGUCUCCUUCUCCUUUGUCUUCUUCUUCGUGUGAUCAAAAGAGCAGGAGACGGGAGAGUUUAUUUUUUACUUCCUCGUCCUCGUCUAACGAACUCGUUGUUUCCGAGGAGGAGGACAACAACACAAAUGUUCGAGAGAUUAUCGCCGCUUCUGCUUCAGCUUUUGGUGCGAAUGAUGGUGUUGUCGUUAUUAAACCGUCUCGAUUGGACGCGUUCAUCGCGGAAAAUUUACGCGAGGAGAAGAUAACCCGAGGCGCGGUGGCGAGAUCCAUCGCCAACGGGAACGUCUUCGUGAACGGAACAAAGACGAUGAAGAAAACGUACAAAGUGCAAAGAGGAGACGUUAUUCGAUUGACGAUUGAACGAGCGAAAUCGUUAACGGCUGAACCGGAGGAUAUAAAAUUGGACGUGAUUUACGAAGACGAGGAUGUUAUUGUUAUAAAUAAACCGGCCGGGAUGGUGGUGCAUCCAGCGCCUGGGCAUUCGAGCGGGACGCUCGUGAACGCGUUGUUAUAUCACUGCGGAUGCCCCGCCUUAGUCGUCCAAGAAGGGAGGAAGAUUCCGAAGAGUUUAGAUUUUGCAGAAGUACAGAACGAAGAAGAAGAAGACGAUGAUGACGAUGACGAUGAUGAUGAUGAAAUUAUGCCGUACUUAGGACCAGAGGAAGAGGAUACGACUGUUCGUCCUGGAAUCGUUCACCGACUGGAUAAAGGGACAUCUGGACUUCUCGUUUGCGCAAAGAACGGCGCGGCGCAUCAACAUCUCUGCGAUCAGUUUGCCGCGAGAUCAGUCCGAAGACUUUACGUCGCGUUAGUUUUAGGCCAUCCGAAUCCAUCUGCAGGAGUUGUAGAAGAGCCAAUCGGUCGCGAUCCAAAAAAUAGGCUUCGCAUGAGCAUCGCCUCGAGUCUCAGAACAGGACGUUUCGCAAGAUCAAAUUAUAGAACACUAGAGACAUUCCCUACUUCAGCGGAUACUGCGACUAGCGCAAGUCUCGUAGAAUGGAAGUUGGAUACUGGAAGAACGCAUCAAAUACGCGUGCACUCUAAAUUUCUCGGAUGUGGUAUCCUCGGAGACGAAACGUACGACGGGAACAAGGAACGCGUGAAGAAACAGCUGUUGAACAAUCCAGGAAUAAAGAAAGUAAACGCAGAGGCAGUAGGGAAACGAAGCGUGAGACCCAUGCUUCACGCGAGAACCAUAGGAUUUACCCAUCCUAGAACUGGCGAGAGUUUGGAUUUUUCUAGAGAACCUCCGCAAGAUUUCUUAGAAGUCUUGGACGCCUUGAAAAAAUGUUGA
Molecule: messenger RNA, 1338 nt
Organism: Bathycoccus prasinos
Lineage: Eukaryota; Viridiplantae; Chlorophyta; Mamiellophyceae; Mamiellales; Bathycoccaceae
Product: pseudouridine synthase, RluA family
Exons: 1
Coding region: 1-1338 (445 amino acids)
Biological process (GO): pseudouridine synthesis
Molecular function (GO): pseudouridine synthase activity; RNA binding
Source: RefSeq, a predicted model, not a curated record